Molecule: messenger RNA, 2513 nt
Organism: Bursaphelenchus okinawaensis
Lineage: Eukaryota; Metazoa; Nematoda; Chromadorea; Rhabditida; Aphelenchoididae
Source: the annotation of a GenBank genome assembly
AUGGUGGAACCAAGGAAAAUCUUGGCCACAUACGAUCCAAACUUUACAGUUUGGAAGUAUGAUGUGUAUGUCUAUGAAAUGGUGAGAGACUACGAAACUGGGGAUUUUCGUGAUUUGAUCAAGCGAGAAGACAGGUAGAGUUCUUUAUUACUUUUGGUUUCAUUUUGAAGGUGAUUCUGAGAUUUGUUUGGGAACGUUUCUGAAAAAAAAUGACAAAAAACACGUUAAACUAGCAGGUUUUUAUCAAUAUUUGGUGAAUUUUGAUCGAUUUUUUAAUAAAAAAGAGAUUUUCAAGCUUAGUAUAAUAUGGGGAUAACAUGGCUUGUAAAAGCAUGUUGCCGGUACCUCUAACGUUACUUAAUCACGAUGAUAUUAUUAUGUUUUCCAAAAAGAAUGGCUCAUUUUGGCGGACAAAUCAAGGUUAAAAUAGGCCAUUCUUUUUGCAACAACCUAAUACAUCCAGGACGGUUAGAGUCCGAGCUAGAGACCUCUUUUCUAUUUUCAAGGAGCCAUACCGUCACGAUGACACGGUUUUUUCAGCGAUAUUGUUUUAGGUCAUGGAGAUCGGAGAAUAUCCUUUCAUGUGGCGAGGUAAUGGCUGCGUACAUGAAGAAUUUUUUCCCCCCUGUGUCAUACUGUUACGACAAUAAACGAAUGUUGUACACCAACGAACCCUUGGACCAUAUGGAACUAAAGGUCAUUUCUCUGCCAUUCGGCGACGGGACCACCCGAGAUUAUGGAAUAGAGCUUGGACAUCCAGUCGCUAAACUGUUGGGGGAAAUAAACAGAAGGGAUCUUGUUGCAUAUUUAGAAAUUUGCAACCUUCAACCCUUCAAGGACUUCAUGGGUUUUGAACCAUUCCAAGCAAAAUGGUUAUUUUCCCCUUCUUGCGAAGGUUGGGCCGAUUCUAACAAUAGCGGCAUCAACAUGACAAGAGGUCUCAAGAUGCGCGUGGAAUUGUUGGAAGACUGUGAAGAUUCUGAAUCUGUAUUCAUGAUCGUGGUAAAGGACAGUGAGUUUUUUUUUUAAAUUUUAAGCCGAUUUUUGGCUUUAAAAUUUGUUUUUCGACUAGUCGAAACUUGUUUUUUAAUGUUUUUGAUCCUGUAAAUCACGGAUUACGUGUCUUCAGUAAAGCUUGAACCCUUUUGGGACGAGUCACUCACAUUAGACAAACUUCUGUAUCGAAGAUCUAAUGUGGAGGCUAUAGAAUGAGAAAAGAAAAAAUUACUCUGAAAGCCUUGAAUGGCGUCGCCAUAUCUGUCCUCUACGACAGUAAGCAACGUAUUAAGUUUCAGCGCCUCAGCGAUGCGCCUAUUGGGCGUUUACUGUAAGUUCAGUGUUUUCUGGUUUUAGGUUUUUGAGAUGCGUUUUUAUUACAUUAUGUGGUUAUGAAUAUUCAUCGUUUUCUAGGGCGCCUACCAAUGUGCCACAGAGCCUGGUGGCAUUUUUAAAUGACAAACAUCCGCGCACGAUUGGUUGCAUAAACCAGAACUAUGCACUAACCACGGAAAAUAAUCAAUAUUAUCCGAUGGAAUGGUGUUGCCCAGCCAGGGGACAAAUGGUCCCCGAAUGUAUCCGCAAUUCUAUCACGGAUUGGCGGGAUGUGAGUUCAAUGUUAAGCUUUAUUUAGAUAAUCCGGAAAAAGUUUUUUAUAUCACAGGAGUCAUCAGCGUGACGAUAUGAAAGUCGUCAGCGUGACGAUAUGAAAGUCAUCAGCAUGACGAUUCAUGUUUAUAAAAGGGUGUAUUUAGAAGUUUGAUUUUUAGUAUCACAACUUUGAAAAAGCCGACCAACAGGCUGAAAUUAAUGGAGCAGCGAACUUCAUUUGGGCACAGAAGGAAUCUUACGAACAUAUGGGGAUUACCCUGUUCCCGCACGGCUCAAGUCGACCUUCCAGUUCAAAUUCUGAAAGAUUGCGCUAUAGCAGUGGACUGUAAGAUUUGAAGAGCGUAUUUUUAUAGCGUUAAAUGUAUUAGAUACUAUUCUACUGAGUAUUCAGUAAAACAAAACGCUCAUUAAGGGCGUUAAAAACUUUCUGGAAAGAUUCUCUACGAGACGUCCUCGCAAAACGUUGACGUUCUGUGACAAAAAUCAGGCAACUUUGCAAAAAACCUGGUCAGAUCGGUCCCUAAUGGGGAAAUUCCAUUGGAAACCGACCCGGCACGUUUUUUGAGAAAAAUAAUUUUUAUUGAAAUCCUGUGGCGAAGUCUCGAUUUCGACUUUUUUAACCUCAAGCUUGGGUUUAUUAACCGAAGUUUGAGUUUUAUUUUCUACCAUUAGCGAUUUACGAAAUUGCCUGAUUUUUGACACAGAAUGUCAAAAUUUUUCGAGCACGUUUUGUGGUUUUUUGAAGAAAAUAUUUUCAGAGCGUUUUUAACGUUCUUAUUGAGCGUUUUUUUUUCACUGGAUACUCAGUAGAAUAGUAUCUAACACAUUUUUAUUAUAUACGUUUUACAGAAUGUGGUUUUUGAAUCUUAAUGCUAUUUUUCAGAUCCUCGUCCACUUCUUUUUAA